Messenger RNA from Arabidopsis lyrata subsp. lyrata, 1087 nucleotides. Its product is annotated as putative F-box protein At5g62660. The record is from RefSeq and is a predicted model, not a curated record. The coding region runs from base 12 to 998 and encodes 328 amino acids. Lineage: Eukaryota; Viridiplantae; Streptophyta; Magnoliopsida; Brassicales; Brassicaceae. The transcript has a single exon.
CUCGUCUAUACAUGAGUUUGGUGGACCACAUCCAGUGUAAUUCAAUGGAAGUCUGCUAUAACCCUUGCGAGUCUGUAUUGCUAUCAUUAUCAUCAUCGUCUAGUACUGAUGCAAAGUCUUUCCACCAAGAUUUGACAAUGCCAGGGAUGGGAGGACACAACAUGAUGAUUCUUCGCGGCUUGAUUCUAUACAUUGUUUGCAGAAAGGCGUGUAUCUAUAAUCCCACCACCAGACAAUGCGUAACCUUACCCGCCGUCAAAUCCAACAUUUUUGCUCAAGAAGACUAUCGUAAGAGUGUCCUCUACUUUUUAGGACACGAUCCUGUUCUUGAUCAAUACAAAGUAGUUUGCACUGUUGCAGUAUCCUCAAAAAGGUUUAAGAGGAUAACCUCAGAGCAUUGGGUCUUCGUCCUAGAACCCGGAGGUUCGUGGAAAAGAAUUGAGUUUGAUCUACCUCAUUGUCCUGCACGACUAGGACUGUGCAUCAACGGAGUCAUAUAUUUUUUGGCUUCCGCUUGUAUGUCUAGCGAUAUCCUUGUCAGUUUUGAUGUUAUGUCUGAAGAGUUCAAAUGGAUCCAAGGACCUCCUGUCGCGUCUGCAUUUAAGCCCAUGGGUUUUAUAGAGUAUCUUGGAAAACCAUCUGUUUUUGAUCAUUCCCAUCUUAAACGCAAAGGUUCCGUGGACUUAUGGGUCUUGGAAGAUGCUGGAAAAUGGUCGAAGAAAUCCCUGGUUUUGCAGCCUUGUCAGAUGCAUUUAGUUGAUAAGAAAUUAUCAUUCACGGUUAAAGGUACUACUCAAAACGGCGAGAUUAUCUUGGCACCCGUAUUGUUGCAUUCCCCUUAUUACGUUUUGUAUUAUGAUCCCAAAAAGAAUGAUUUGAGAAAGGUUAGAAUCAGAGGAAUACCGAAACAAUGGUUUGGUAAGCUUGAUGACACCAACUUACUUUUUUAUUUCGAUCUUAUGGAUGAGAGUGAAAGUAUCCUGCACUUGGAAAUUUGAAAUUGCCAUGUCGACAUUUCUUACCUUCAAUACAUUGGGAACUAUUUAUUUUGUAAUUUUGUUUUAUUUAUGUUGAUUGUUUUUUUUUU